AUGCCGUCGUUGUGGCUUGAGGAACUAGAGCAGUUACGGCACGACCAGUCGAACAAUAUACCCCACUCGAACGAAGCGCAGCGCCCUAGCACCGGGGUAUGCGGUCCAUACUCGUGGGAUUCAAGCAUGCGUCAGGAACAAAUACGGGCUAUGAUGGCUUUACAGUACUCAGAUGAUAUCAAUAGGUCCAGGUGGAACGAGAGCCAGCAAAACAAUGACCUCAGUUACAGCCCGGCUUUUUCAGGUUCUCCAGUCGUCUCCAGCACGGCUCCCCAGACUCGAUCUUCGGACAUCGAUUCACUGUUCGAAGGCAGUGACGCCGGGGGCGAGAUCUCGAUGCUACAGAGUCGUUUUGAGGAAACAGCAGGCGAAAGUCCAGCAGACGCUAUAUCGCAUCACGGUCACGACCGGCCUUCCGCUUGCGGACCCAGCCGACAGCUCCAAGGCCAGCAGAGUGCCUCGUUGUCCGAAGCAGAAUACGAACCCGAGGAGCCGGCCCACGGUGAGGGAGGAUACGAAAGACACCCAGCAACGCAAGAGGAGGUGCCACGCAGGCAAUUACCAGAAAACGGGUGGCAUUCCAAUGACAACGAAGCGGCAUGGCAAAGCAUCUCACAACAACGCGAACAACUUCAAGGACAACGGGAGGAAACAGACACAAAGCGUGAGGACGUUCACGAUUGUUCAUUGACGAGACCUGCGGCUGCGGAGACCCCAAGAAGCAAUGUUCAUGCCUUCCAGGCUUGUGUCAAUGUGCUACUUGCAGCAAGCAUGGGCAUCGGAUUGUGGAACCCAUCAGACACUGCGGAUGUGGUACAACCGGUCAGACGUGUCGCUGUCAACCUGAUCAAUAUUCGUGCACCGGUUGUGAUGAGCAUCCGGGCUGUGAAAACGACGGAGAUCUCGCCGAGCUCGAAGUAUAUCAGGAACAAGCCGCAGACUAUCAAUCACAGUCUCAACCAUUGCCGCAGAUCGAACUCUACAUCGGGGGCCAGCGCACGACAACAGCUACAAAUGCCACGCAUGCCUGCCGGUGCAUACAUGGUAGUAUUUGCUCCUGUUCGGCUAGGAGAUGCGAAUGUGAUAAGGUGCAUUCGGUGCGCAAUGGAGCAGAACCGCACAAUGAACAGCAUCCGGCUACUCAACCCUGCCUUUGCAGAGACGCUCGAGACUGAAUAUCGUCCACCGCCCCCCAAACUCACAGAAUUGAUCGAAAAUCCAACGCAUGGACUGUCACCGCAGAUAAAUACUCCGACAUUCAGUCGAAAGGAUUCGGUUCUGGGAAUGCCACGGGCAGCAACGCCAGCGUUCGGUCGGCAAUGCUCGAUAACCCCAAGUCGUCCAGAUACUCCACGUCCUCCUGCCGGAUCGACUCCUUCGACACCGUACGCGGCAGAUGUGCUUCAAGACUAUGUUCAACAGAGUAUAGAGCUCGGGCUGCUGCCGCCGAACCAAGAGUACAUCCGACCCAGUGUCGAGCCCGAACUCCCACCGCGGAACCGGGCACGCGAGUCGACGCCCGCACAUGUGGUCCGCUCAUCCACACCAUCUCCGUUCUCCAGGCGAGGCACAGAUGUGGAUGUUAGAAUGCGAGACGCUUCCGGAACAAUUUUGCCAGGGGACCUGGGCCGAGAGCUCUCGCUUCCGCCACCGACCUCCCAACCAGUCUCUGUCGUUAGUUACCGCCCCGCCGUGUCUCGAGUCAAGCCGGCCCUUCCCCCCAUACCGGACAGUGGUUCUCCAAUAAACCAGCCAAAACGCGGCGAGCGGAGAAAAUCCGCCGUGCAGGGCUCAAAGGUUGAGAAGCGCUCCGUAACGGGGUCGACGUCGAAACCGAAGAGUCGAAACGUGACUAGGAAGUCGACAGCAUCGGUUGGCAAGUUGGUCGACAAGGCCAAGAAGAAGACCAAAGAUGCCGCUGAAAAUGCUGGAGGACAGGGACAACCGACGGCCACAAGCAAAGAUGGCGGCAAAGUCGCGGCCGCGGUGGCAAAGAUCGAGCAGCAAGUUAAACAGCAAGACGAGGAGAAGCAUCCGAAGCAGAAGGACGGGACGGCUACACUCGAGCUAGAGCUCUUCAAUGACCCGGUGCCGGCAGAAGCACGCUACGCCAUUUUCUCGCACACCUGGGAAGAUGACGAAGUUACUUUCGAAGACAUGAAAGGCCUUGCUGUCGCUAGGGGGAAGAGAGGUUUCGCUAAGAUUCAAGCCGUCUGUGCCUUGGCAGUCGGUCAUGGUCUCCAAAUGCUUGGGUCGACACCUGUUGUAUCGACAAAUCUUCGAGCGCUGAGCUGA
Messenger RNA from Cladophialophora bantiana CBS 173.52, 2295 nucleotides. RefSeq lists its product as uncharacterized. The record is from RefSeq and is a predicted model, not a curated record. The coding region runs from base 1 to 2295 and encodes 764 amino acids. The transcript has 4 exons. NCBI's taxonomy places the organism in Eukaryota, Fungi, Ascomycota, Eurotiomycetes, Chaetothyriales, Herpotrichiellaceae.